AUGGAGGAAAAAUCUCUAAUAGAUAGCCCAAGCAUUGAUGAUAAUUGCGCAUUAUCCGGUUAUUCAUCAGAUAAGAGCAAUUCUUUGAGAGAACAGCAUAGCUCUACAGCCAACGUAAAUGAAAAUAAUAAUUUUUCCGAAAUCAAUUUAGCCAACGAAAGAUCAUUGCUUUUAGAAUGAAAUGAUAUUAAAUACACAAUAAAAUUUCAUGACAAACAACAAGAAAUUUUAAAAGGAGUCUCAGGCUUCGUGAAUCCUAAAGAAGUUUCUGUUAUGAUGGGAGCCUCAGGUGCAGGCAAAACAACACUGUUAAAUAUCCUUUCAGGAAGGUUUAAGCGCCCAAAAUAUGGGAAAAUUUCUGGAAUGGUAUCAGUAAAUGGGAUUAUACAUUAAAACGGCAUGCCGAGCCCACCCUCUCAGCACCUGAAGCUGGAGUGACUAAAGGAACUGUUAAAAGUGGGGAUAGCGUUCGGUAAUAUGCAUCCGGCAAGGUUUGACUUUUUUGUCAGGUCUAGUUUUAACCUUAGGGAAGGAGCUUGCUUGGAGUUGGGAAAGGGAAAGCUCAGCUGGGUCCUCUGGACAAAUUUGGCAAUUUCUAUUGCAAUACUGAGAGUUGUGCAAGCUCCAUCUUGGUCAGCAACUCUGCUAGAAAAUUUUCAUUCUGGAAGGGUUAAACCAAGUCUCGAGUACGGCAUGGCGACCACAACUAUUUGAAUUUUAAUUUAUAUUUAUGAAGGAUUAAAGAAAAAAUUAUCGAUUCAGCAUUAAAACUGUUUAAAUAAUAUUCUACUUGAACUUUGCAUAUAAAUUAGGUCAAAAAAAUUUAUAAAAAUUAUUACUUUGAUUGCUAAAUUUUCCUAUAGAAAAAAAAUUUGCUUGAAUUUAAGGAGUAAUAAAAUCAGUAAAUGGGAAAAGAUAUAAAAUCUAUCAAUUAUGGAUACCACUCAGCCUAUGUAACACAAGAUGAUAUUUUAUUGCCAAGUCUUACAGUAAAAGAAAGUCUUUUAUUCUCGAGCAUGCUAAGAUGCCCAGGGACGAAAAAAGACCAUAAAGAAAGGGUAAAUAAAAUUCUUUCUGAUUUAAUGCUUGAAAAAAUAUCUGAAAAUGUCAUCGGAUCAGUGACUAAAAAAGGAAUUUCAGGAGGUGAAAGGAGAAGAGUUUGCAUAGGUAUAGAAUUAAUCACAGACCCAAAUAUUUUGAUUUUAGAUGAGCCAACAUCUGGCCUUGAUUCUUGGACUGCUGAAAAUGUUUUUGAGCUACUUUUAAGGCAAGCUGAAAAAGGGAAAACUGUUUUUUGCACACUUCAUCAGCCAAGCACAGCGAUUUUUAGGAAAGUUCAUAAAUUAAUUCUGUUAAGCGAAGGGUAUACUGUGUAUCAAGGUCUUGCCAAAAAUUCAAGAAAAUAUUUCGCUGAUUUAGGAUUUUGUUGUCCAAGUCUUGUGAAUCCAAGCGAUUAUUUUAUGAGACUUUUGCAUAUAAAAAAUAGAUUUGACUGGACAGAAAAGGAAAAAGCAAAGCAUGAUAGAAUAUUGCAAAAAUAUGAUGAGGUAAAAGGAAACAUUGGCCCAGAUGAAAAAUAUAAAGAAAGUACUAUAAAUUUAAUGGAAGGAGAGUUUAAAAUUGGAUUUUAUAGCAAAUUUAUGACUCUUUUAAAAAGGUCAGCAAUCAAUGCUAUAAGAUUAAGAUUAUAUUAUGAUUUGCAUGGCCCAUAGGCUUCCCACUCGUCUGACUACCUUGACUCCAGGAAAAGUGGUCUACGCUGGGUGCAUAUACAUCUGAGUCCAAAUGCUGCAAGGCCCAACCAAAAUUCUACUAUCUUGAAUUUUCUGGUGAAGCUCUCCUAGCCUAAGGAGGUUAGAGCCAUUCUCUGUAGGGUGGCCGAUAGUCCCGCUAUACGAAGACUAUGUGAAGGCAAGCCCAUCUGGCAGGGACAGGAAACCUUUGGGGAAGUCUGAAGGCCGACUUCAAAAGGGGCAGAGGUCCUAUUUUCAGAUUCAUCAUGAUAGGUCCUACCUGCUCCAUAGGAGUAUGUCUUGGAGACCAAUUUCCCUCAAUGUCAACAUUUUAUUUCUUCUUUAAUACUAUAAGGAAUCCUUUAUUUACCAGAAUUAAAUUUAUUCAGGCUAUUGGAAUGGCUGUAAUUUUAGACUUGAUUUUUAAUAAUUUAGGGCAUGACGCUCGCUCUAUCCAGAACCGUAAUGGAGUUUUAUUUGAACUCUCCUUACUCUCCAUUACUUUUGGAAGUCAAAAUUCUUCAUUAGCAUUUCCUAGUGAGAGGCCUAUUUUUCUAAAAGAAACCCAGCAAAGAGUUUAUUGGUCAGGACCAUAUUACUUACUCCUCUGGACUAGAAAGUAGUUAUUUUUUGCUCAUUAAGAGGAGGUUAAUUUUAAAUUAAAAUUCUAUGUAAAAUUUUAUUACCUCGAUUUUAAAUUGCAAAUUUGUAAAUAUAAGGAAAUUUUAAUUUAAUUUAUAAAUUAUGUUUUAGCAUCUCUAAACUGUCUAUAUUAAAUUUUUUGUUGAAAAUUUCAAAUGGUCAUCAUUAUUUAUAUAUCAAGCUCCUAUUUAAAAACUAUUUUUUCUCGCGAAAGGGGAGUUAGCAAAAACUAUUUCAGAAAUGCCAAGUGUAAUAAUCCCAAUAACGAUUCAAUGCUUAAUGGUAUAUUGAGCUAUAGGAUUAAACAAUUACAAUGCAUCAAAAUUCUUCAUUUUUUGGAUUGGUAUGGUUUUAUUUCAUAUGGUUGGGACUGGCUUUGGGUAUUUUGUAGGGACCAUAUUUUCAACUGAAAGUGGGGCUAUGGCUGGAGGACCUUUGAUAGUAAUCCCAUUGGUACUUUUUGGAGGAUUGUUUGGAAAUCUGGACUCUAUGGUAGAUGCUUUUAAGUUUAAUUUAAGUUUGAUAGAAUUACUCUAGCACACUUGUGCCUCUUAGUCUUCUUUUACUUGGAGUCCAGCUAUAUUAGCAGCUCUGAGCAGCAGUAGAUGGACCGGGCUAACUGUUGAACCGUUAAAGUUAAUAAACCCUUUCAGACUUAUACUAAAUUCCUGGGGAUAGCGCGGAAUACGCUAUCCCCAGGACCAACCGGGAUCGGAUCCACACAUGGAACGGGGGUUUCCAUGUGUGGAUCCAUUUUUGACAUGUGAGAUAUUUACUUUCACGUGUCAAAAAUGGAUCCACACAUGGAACCCUCGUUCCAUGUGGGAUCCGAUCCCGGUUGGUCCUGGGGAUAGCGUAUUCCGCGCUAUCCCCAGGAAUUUUCUAUAUCUAGCCAGUGCCAGCCUUAGCAACAACCUCCUUUCUUCAAGCUGAGACUCUCAAGAAUCUUUACUUCUCUCGCUAAGCUCGGAUUAUAGGUCCAUACAGUUUUAACAGGUGCUAGGACCUAUAGAGGUUUCCUCUAUAUAACGCUGAAAGCGCAGACAUUUUCCCAUGAGCUUUCCUAGUUCGUCGGACCAAAAUCGCUUUUUGGUCCGACCAAGGCAUUGAUUUGGUGCAACCAACCGAUAAAUUCCGAUCAGAAUUUAUCGGCCUUACAGCGCCAAACAUAGGAAACUUCUAUAUCCCUAACUGAAAUUUUUUAUAUUAUAGAUGCUUUUAAAUGAAUUGCUUAUAUAUCACCGUUCAAGUAUGGGUUUGAACUCCUUGCAAUUAACGAGUAUACAGACUUAAGUUUAAGUCUAACGAAUUACUCUAGGCAAAGGCUCCGGUCUUCUUUACUUGAGGUUCAGCUACAUUAACAGCUCUGAAUAACGGUAGUUGAACCGGCCUAACCGUCAAACCGUUAAAGUUAAUAAGCCCGUUAAGACUUCUCUAGCCAGUGCCAGUCUCAGCGCCGACCUCUUCUCUUCAAGCCGAGACUCUCAAGAAGCAUGACUUCUCUCACUAAGCUCGGAGGUAGGACCCAGACUUGCGGAGCAGGGGUUAGGACCUAUUCCUAACUGAAAUUUUUAAUAUUUGUAUACAGACUUAAAACUUGACUGCCAAAACUGUGAAGGAGUGCCAAACUGUGUCCCUUGCGAUCCUCUUGACACUUUGGGGUUCACAGAUACAUUAUGAGAAGCUUUUCUUGGGCUAAUUUUGAUAGGCAUUGUAGUAAGAGUGUUAGCAUUUUUUCUACUGUUGAGGAUAGAGCUCAGGGCAAGAAUUUAA
Molecule: messenger RNA, 4148 nt
Organism: Blepharisma stoltei
Lineage: Eukaryota; Ciliophora; Heterotrichea; Heterotrichida; Blepharismidae
Source: the annotation of a GenBank genome assembly